Messenger RNA from Priapulus caudatus, 1735 nucleotides. Its product is annotated as quinone oxidoreductase-like. The transcript has 4 exons. The coding region runs from base 194 to 463 and encodes 89 amino acids. The record is from RefSeq and is a predicted model, not a curated record. Lineage: Eukaryota; Metazoa; Priapulida; Priapulimorpha; Priapulimorphida; Priapulidae.
AAGUGCGGCGCAGACCACGUCGUUAACCACAGAGACGCAGAGAGACUCGGCAGACAGAUCCUGGCUAUAACAAAAGGGGCCGGUCGUUGAUGUCAUCUUUGAGCUGGUGGCCAGUGUAAACGCCGUCAAAGACCAAAAGAUACUUAAGAAAGGUGGAACUCUUCUGGUUGUAGGCACUAAGGAAUACGGUGGCAUGGGCUACUUGGACAUUGGAGCACUGAUAGGCUUGGAAUUUGUCAUCAUCGGACAGGCCAUAUUCAGCGUUACGGACGAGGAGCUGAAGACGAUGCGUCGUGACAUCGAUCUCAUGCAGAAGAACAACGAGGUGAAGCCCAUCGUCGCCAACGUCUACUGCAUGGAGGACGUCGCUCAGGCGCACUUCGACUCGCUCGCCGGCGCAGGCUCCCGCGGCAAGCUCGUCGUGAGCAUCAUUCCCGAGGCAAAGGACAGCGUGAAGUUCUGAGAUGGAUCUCCUACGCUUAGAUUUCAUCCGUAACAUCGGGGCGGUGGAUGGUUUCGAUCGUCUAGCGGCGGGGGAGGGAUAUUUGCGCGUUCGGUUAGGUUUUUCGCUCUUGUAGUCCGCUGUCGUAGCUCGUCGUAGCUGAUCGUAGCUCGGGGGAAGCAGGCGCGCUGGGGCAGCUGGGACAGAUCAGGAGAGCGUCUCCCUUGGACGUGGUCAUAUAGUACGCGAGGGAGGAGGAGAAAGAGAUUGCACAGCGAGUAGACAGUUCCUUAGGAUCACCUUACAUACAUUCGUAGAUCACCUUAUCCUGUCCAGACAGUAGGCAUCCAUUCUGCUGCGAUGUUCGCGAGAUUUCAUAGUGAACACAGGGUUACAUUUACACUAUAAUCAUAGAAACGUAUAUAUAUGCUAAUUAGACCACCUAUACAAUUUUGUGCUGAUAGAACUUUACACGCAUUAUAUCAAGAGCCCAUUAACCCCUUACCAUUACCAUUACCUUACCAUUACCUUACCAUUACCAUUACCAUUACCUUACCAUUACCGUUAAAGGGGUUAAUGGGCUCUUGAUUAUAUGUAUUACACGCAUCGACAAAUUCAGGUCCGGUCCCGCGAGUCUGAUAGGUAGGAUAUAUAAUACUUAUCAUAAACCAGGGUAAAUAUCUUUAUCGAGAUAUUUGUGAUAUUUGAGCUGCGCCAUGACGUAUCGUUGGGUGCAUGCUAUGAUUGGUUGUGCAGGGGUAGAUACACUACUACUUAAUGUUGUAUGAAUGUCGUCUCUGUGUUACUUGUACACACUACCUGUGUCCAUUUUCUACGUAAGGUGAGCACUCCCAGUUUUCACUAGAGGUCGUGUACGUAGGAUUCCGUGUACGAAUUCUCUCUACUACGGGACUGAUCGUUUAGGCUCCUUGUGCUAUCUUAUAUAUGUAAAGUUGUUCAGCCGAAUUAGUCCGUACUCGCAUAACUAGAGAACUCCACAGCCUAGAGGAAAACUAAAGAUAUUUAAACUAGUUGAGAAACAAUCUUAUCAGGUAAGAAUUUGACGAUACGUUUAGUCCCGUUAGUUCUUACUUUUAAUGUAAAAAAAUGGCAACAACAAUUUUACAAAUUUUACCAUAGAAAAUCCGUGACGUAGUCAAUUUAACGGCGCAGUGGCAUAAUCGCUAGAACAUCCGUCUCCUACACCGUGAUUCCGGGUUCUUCCACCUGGGGAACUUAUUUUCCCCUUUUUUAAUUUUUUUCCCUUUACCUACCUGUUUAGUAUGUAUUAUU